This is a messenger RNA of Bacillus rossius redtenbacheri, 20353 nucleotides long. RefSeq lists its product as uncharacterized. The coding region runs from base 13376 to 14842 and encodes 488 amino acids. The record is from RefSeq and is a predicted model, not a curated record. The transcript is spliced from 7 exons. NCBI's taxonomy places the organism in Eukaryota, Metazoa, Arthropoda, Insecta, Phasmatodea, Bacillidae.
UCUGUCGGCAACCGUAUUGGCGCUAGUGACGCCUCGUGUGUGUCACGUGAUAAAAUAUUUAUCUUUACUUUUUUGAAAAAGCAGGAAAAUAUUAUUGUUAGUUCAAAUUGCGAUUCAAGUGUAUGAGUUUAUUUAUUUGCAUUUUGCAAUGGAACGUAUAUUAAAGUGUUGUGUUCCAAACUGCAGUGAUGAAACGUCGACGUGACACCGUUUCCCCGUCUAUGAGGAACAUGGAUUUUAAUACCUGGAUUUCUAGAAUCGGUAACGAGAAAAUCAAAGGGAAACAUCCAUUGGACGUGUACAAAACUUAUUACGUGUGUGGUCAGAAUUUUUUGGAAAUGUGUAAAGUGCCUAAUUCCAAGAAACUGAAGCACUCAACGAAAAUCUGAAAAAUAAACAUCCAUAACAUGCACUUUUUCUUAUAGUCGACCACCUUUCGUAACAAAAUAAGCAUUUUUAAUUAAUAAACCUGACGUCGGUUAUCAAUAAUUUAUUAACUUAGCCGGUAUACGAUGAAUAACUAUCUUGUUAACCUUGUUGGGUCUUGAAAAACAAAUUAACAUGCGUACCACAUGCAUGUUUUACAGGAGACUCAUUCGUAACAAUAAAAGCAUUUUUCAUUAAUAAACCUUGCCUCUAUUAGGUCCCUGAGGAGUACGGCUGGUAUACGAUUUAUCAUUUUAGUUUGUUACUGUAACUUACCAGUUCAUUCAUUGAGAGUAGAAAUGAUUUGUACUGUAAUGUUAUUGGCUAUUUGGAGUUAAUCUGGAUAUGCAAAAAAUUUUCAAUUUCAUCAGUAAUGGAAGCAGCUCUUGCAAAUUAGUGCACUUAUUAUUAGUUUGUGAUUAUUUAUCGAUGUAGCUUUUCAUACACGCAGUCAUACGUUAAGGUUGAAGAAAUGAAAAAUUUGGCUAGUCCAUGUAACAAGGCUUCUGUGAUGAGGCAAGUCAAGAGAAUUCUUUUUUGUUUCCUAUGCGAAAAGUUCAAGAAGAUUAUUCAGUCUCCAAAAUUGGUUCAGAUGGAUCAUCAUCUACGCAACAGCUCAUCACAGACUCACAAAGCCAUGCAGUAUUCAGUACUCCACAGAAAGAUGCUGGGAAUUGCUUUAUGAUUUUAGAGCAUCAUUUUCGCAAAACGGCUCACAUGUAUCAUCAUGUACAGAACAGGUGGCCACAGAUUCACAAAGCCGUACAGAAUUACAUGCUGCACAGAAAGAUGUAGGGGAUUGUUCGUUGAAACUGGGAUCUGUACGGGAAUCUUUUAGAGGUGCGACAGAAAAAGAAGUGUCGUAUAUAACUGGAAAAUGGCUUAUCCAAGCCAAAUUGAGGGCUGACAGAGAGAAAUUGUUCCAGAACAGCUGGUCGGAGCAGUUUGCUGAGAGCUGUUAAUGUCACGCGGCAAGAUGACUUGACCCCAAAGGCUACAUACUUGUACAAGGUAGCAGCAAAACUGAAACGUCAGGCAAGUUUGUUGUCCAAGAAAACGUGUUCAUUUCGUAAACUUCUACGAAUGGCAGAAGAUGUUAGUGCCCGGCUGUGUCUCCAAGAUUUGGCUGACCAUGUGGAUUAGGUUACUUACAAUUUCAUAAUGUCACAGGUCCGAACCCAGAAACUAAAACCCCGUGGCAGAAGGUUUACGUUAAAUGACAAAGUUCUAGCUCUUUCGCUAUACCGACAAAGUGGACAAUAAGGAAGUUGUACACAUAUUUGAUCCACCACACCUACUCAAAGGGAUUCAAAAUAAUCUUUUGUCCAAAUAUGUUAAAUUUAUAUGGAAAUCAAAUGCCCGCAAAGCAUCUUGGAAACAUGUAUUACAGUUUUACAAGUUGGACGAGCUAAACUACUGUCACAGGAAUUGUACCUAUUAUUCUCAAUGCUACAAAAAUGUUUGGGUAGGUAUAACUGAAAAUACAUCGUCUUGUUCUCCAUCGUAGACAAGGGCCAACAUUUUUAAUUCCUCAUAGAGUUCCACAGCGUCAAUAUCACUUUAUCUCUGGCGCUCAAUGAAAUUUGUAGCUCUUGACAAUUAUUCAUCAGAUCUUCAUCACUCAUGUUCUGUAGGCCCUUGAUUUGAUACAUAAAGCCAAACUUGCCUUUAUAGGUCUUCAAAGCUGCAAAUCUUGGCUGACAGCUCAUUCGUAUUGAAUCUACUACCACCAGAAAAUAGUUUAUUUUGAAAUUAUCUUCAGGUGGAAGCUCGGGAGCUUCAUCUUCUCUUUCAUAGAAGAACAUUUUCUUUUACGCCGUCUUCUGCUGUUCUUAAACACGCUAUUGAUGCCAACUUCUUUUGCUACUUCUCUUGCUGUUACCAAUGCCGCAUUGAAGCCACUCAGACGAUAUUUAUCUAACCACUUGAAAAAAUGUUUCUAAGUGCUUAACUGCCAUACCUAAAUGCACAUUUACGUUUUGCCAUAACUUACUGAUGGUGUUUAUUUUGACAAGAAUAUUGUACCACACCACAAGAGAUGCAACAAACUCUUAUGUAGUAAUUUUGUUUUCUAAUGAUUGACACUCACUUAUUAAACCACAGUCUGUGUUACUCUUACGAAGACUUGACAAAGCAUCACAAACAUUGCUUAGCUGAUACCUCACAGCUUUUACAGAUUCAAUUCUGGACUCCCAUCUGGUUUCGGAAAGAGGUUUGAGAGAAAUGUUGACAUACGACUUCAGAAUACCCCAUCGUUCACUUGAGCAAGAGAAAACUGUGUACAUUCUUUGCAAAAGACCAAAAAAUGUCUGCGCAUGAGCACAAGAUGAAGCAGCGUCUCCCAAUACUAAGUUCCAUCUGUGGCUUCUACACGGUACAAAGAAUGCAAGAGAAUUAAUGUUGAGUAGCCUUCUUUGUACACCGCUCUUUUCCCCACGCAUGUAAGCACCAUUGUCAUAGCCUUGACCCCUACAGUUGACAAUGGACAAGCCUAACUCCUCCAAUUUGUUUAUUAUGUAAUCGGCCAGCUUUUCACCUGUAGUUUUUCUACAGCUACAAAUUCUACUAAAUUUUCCUCAAUUUCUGCAGUGUCUUGGUUUGUUAUUCUUAGAAUUUUUGACAAGUAUUCAAUCCGAGCUAUAUCUCGAGUGCAGUCCAAAAUGAUUGCAAAGUACUUAUUCUUUAAUACUUAAUCUAUUAUUUUAGCUCUAACAUGAUUGGCCAUUAUGUCGAUAAAUUCAUUCAGGUAGUGGUUUCUUGUUUAUAGUUUGGUGCAAGUACUCUCGCAAUGUUGGGUCAAAUCGUGCAAUCAAAUUAACCAAAUCCAAAAAAUUUCCACUGUUAUUCGAAUUGGACAACCUCUCUUCAUGCCCUCUGAAAGCCAACUUAUGAUUAGCCAAAAACUGUACGAUGGCUAAUAGCCUUUCUAAAAUGUCUCUCCGGCGUUGUUGUUCAGCUCGAAUCUGGGCCUGGGUUUGUGAAUCAAUAGUUUUUUAUCACAAGAAAGGCCGUUUUUUAAACUAAGCCAUUUUACCAUGCAUUCUUUGUGACACUUGCUCUUUUCGUGAGACUUGAGCACCUCGGAUAGAUGCUUCCAGUCACUCAUACCUUCAUUAUAUCCAAGGGCACUGUUGGGAUUAGGUCUUAGAGAGAAUAAACGACAUGCAAAACAGUAAACAGCAUCUUUUGACUUGGAAUAAACUAACCAUCGCCUAUCUUGCUCUUCACCAUUUAUAAGUGUUUUUAUAUAAUGUGUCUAAAAUGUCGACCACUUUAAUUUUUGGGGUAAUAUUUAUUGUAUAUCCUCACAGGGCCGUUUUGAACCAUACUAGUUAUUUGUAAGACACUUAAUUGUUUAGGCCAUAAAAAAGGGUCACUCACAGUUACAUUGGUAGGUAAGGUAUCGAUUUCCUCACGGAUGUCGAAUACCGCAUCGUUAUCCUCUAAUGGCACAUGUGCAGAUGAUGAUGACGUCGACUCAGGAUACAUCACCUCGUUGCUUCCGAAAGGUGUAUCACUGUGGCUACUGAGUCCUACAUCUGCAGCGACAGUAACUUCUUCCUCUGCCAUCGUUGAAUCUCACACGCACAGAUGUUCAGAUGACACAGACAUACACUGGGAACAUUGUUUUUCAGGGGUUUCUGCCCGUGAAUUUCUCAAUCAUGAAAUCUUCUGCAAUUUUCACUAAAUUAUGAGUUUCAGAUAAAGUUUUUUUUUCUUCAAGAAAUUUUUCUAACAGUUUUUCUAAUUUUUUAUUUGAUCCACUAGGUAGGUAAAGAUUCAGCACUUUUUGUUUUUUCCUCAAUUUCUUUCAGUUAAAAAUCCUGUAAGUUUUGCUCUCUAUCCAAAUAUGUUUUUGAUAUAUCAUCUGUCAAACUUAUCCAUAUUUUUCGUGUUUGAUGUCUUUUAUCUAAUGAUUUACUGACCUUGGCAUAGUUUGGAGUAUUUGUAACUGCUUGGUGUAGAUUUGCAGGUUGGUGUUCGAGUGGAAUUUCAAAAAUCUGCCCAUCAGGUGGAACUAUUGAGGUUAUGCAUAUGGUGUUUGAUUUCCCAUCUGCUGUUGGUUUCACAGCAAAAUCAAACCUCAAUUUUUCCAUGUUUCGUGAAAUAUUUGCAGAAAAUGUUGUUUUAUAAAUAUGUUUCACUCUUGUUUAAUUGGUAAAAUGAAAUAACAUUUAAAGCCAAAUAUAGAUCAUAUUCUCUUCAAGAAAGUAUAUUGUUCACAAUAAUCAUAACCCACUCUCACUUUUCAUUUAAUUAAAUGUCACAAUAUAUAGUAGGUUUUGUUUAUAUCGCGCCAAAGACAAAUUGAAAGAAAAGAGUUCACACAUAGCGAAAUGGUUUUUUUUACAAUGUGCGAACUCUUUUCUUUCAGUUUGUCUUUGGCGCAAUAUAAACAAAGCAUACUAAAUAUUGUGAAAUUAUAUAAAUUGACAAAAAUCUUAUUUUGCAACUUUAUCUAUAAAAAGACAACAAGGCUGAACAGAAAUGUUUUCUUCUUUUUCUAGCUGCUGAAUAGCUGUUGACUCGUACUUUCUUCCAUAUGGCAGUGAUGGAACGUUGAGAAUGUCAGGAGAAUAUAUAAUGCAAACACCAUUUUCUUAACGAAGUUAAAUUGUUCUUUACAGAAUUGGGAAAUAACGCGGGUACGAGCAGUAACUGGACUCCAGCCGACACACAACAAGAGAACCUUCCCCUCCAGGGGCCCUAUUCUUGACGCUGCCGGAAUGAUCCGCAAGUUUCAACCCGCUAGACAGCUAAAUGUCUAUUCUUGAAACUGCUUUUGCUGCUACCGGAAUCAACAUUGUCGGGUUUAAGAAAUGUCUUUAUGGAAGUGUGGCAACGUUCAAUAUUGUGUUGACGUCACUGGUAGAAGGCCAAUCACAACGAGGGAAGAACCAUUUAUUAUUAAAAGUUAAAUGUUUUCAUAUACUCAUAUCUUUUCUCUAGUUGAUGGACGUGGAGGUUAUGAAAUGAACAACUUUAUUUUAUGUUAGAAAAAGUACUACAAACAUACAAAUAUUUGCGAAAUUAUUUACAAAUUCAUGUGUUUUUUUUUAUUAAAAUUUACAAUUCUUAUACCUUAAAAGUACUCAUUUUUUUAGUUUAUUGUUUCUGCUUACUUGAUAGAAUUUAAAAUUAUUAUCACUUAAAAGUAAUCGUUUCUUAGUUUGUUUCUGCUUACUUUGCCGCAACUUUUUAUGUUAGUGUAAAAUUUGAGGUGAAAAUAAAUUUUAUGUGGUGUUUCUUGAUUCAGCAAACAAUUGUGAAUGUGCACAUUAAGAUUUUUAUAACUGCAAGUCAAUACAAAAUUAUAGAAUUUUAUGAACAUCAUCUGGCAAUUAUCUCAUGGUGCGGGGGGAAAUGUGUAAAAGUUCCAUAUUGCGUAUCCAAGUUAACUUGUGAUCCUUGAGGGCAUACGGUGUUAUGGAGGAAAUAUCGGAGCGAAUUAGUGGGCGCCACCACGUGAGUGGGCACGUGGACCCGGCGAGAGACUCUAACCCAGGGCGUUACGUGGCCCGUGUGCGGCGAGAUAUUUGGCCCUCUGGAUAUUGCACACGCCGCUCUCGACCCUACCUAAGCCCGCUCUCAGCGUCGGGCACGCUUCUAACACGCAGUGGGUUCUCAGGGCGUCCCACACGCCGCUGACCAGGUUGGGGUCCCACGUGGUCCCCCGAACACAAAGACACGUAACACAGUUAAUUAGUUUAUUGUACUCACGAUUUAUUUCCGUACACGUUCUUUCACUGGUACAACUGAUAAAAUGCCCGGGGCACGAAUCGGCUUAGAUGAAGAGGCGGACCACGCACGUGGCCGCCCCAAGUCGUUACGUAUUACGAUGGUGAUAUUAAAAACUCCGAUAAGUUAAUAUUAAUUAUUUAAACAGUCUCUCCGACCGAGAGAGGCCCCGAGGAUGAAGAAAGAGAUUCGAAUAAAUUAAACUAUGGAAUUAUUACUCAGUGACUCAACGGUGAUGUCCUCGGGGUGUCGACAGAGACGUCCGCUCUCGGCCGGCUGUAGAAGGAGACUGGGGUGAGAUCAUGGUUUGCAGGUGGCAACAUGGCGCCCUUCGCGCCGAACACAAUUACCGUUACAACACUCUGCGAUUCCGUGCCCCGGCGAAAGUUAAGUAAAUAAUAGAUUACAUUAAUAAUUAUAUAAAAAUUACUGGCAAUUUAAUAUACGUUAAUGCUUACGUAGUUAUUGAGAAUUAUUAUAAACAUUUCUACCCUCGGCCAAGUCCGUGCCUAUUCGGGUCCGCCCGGGCAACGUCUAUAGUUUUAUAUUUAACAUAAUAUUUAAAUUAAAGAAACACCUGAUUAAACUGUAACAAAACACUGGGGCAAAAGAAUACAAGAAAAAGGGUUACAAUGUGAAUUAAUAUAUUUAGGGGUGCGGCGCACUGCAUCUAAGCGCCCUCUUGCUGUAGUUCGUGGCGCGCAGUUUGAAUCGCACACGGCUACGUACGUUACGACACAAAUGCCGGGUAGGGAAGGUGUUGGUAAAGGGAACGGAGGAUGAUCAGGCUCAUGGGGCGAAGCCCCGGCUGACGUCAAUUGCCCCCCUCUCGAAUAGCCUGUCAUGCCGACGUUUCCUUUCGUGCCCGGUGGGCGUGUCCGCUCCUGGUGUGCGCGCUGUCUUCCAACGUCCCUAUCGCACAGCAUCUGGGUUCUCGCGCGGGCAUGCAGCUGGUAUCGUGGCGCCGGGAUCGGUGUCUCCGACGCGGGAUCUACCGCCGCCUCCUGCGCCGUCUCAUCCUCCGGCGGCUCCUCCACUGUCACACUAAACGUAGCGUCCGCCAGAGAGAAGUGUAGCGGCCACAGCGGCUCGUCUGGUGAUGCCGGUCUAACCUCCUCUCCCUCUGGCUCCCAUACGAGUGGUUGGGGCUCUGGUUGGUCUGAUGUUCCGGCCGUGUCACUGAGGAAUCCCCUGAAGGGUGAGGCCCCGUCUCCCGAAUACUCAAACAGUCGCCUUGGUCGGGUAGUCGUCGUUGCCGCGGGUGUCCCCUGUCCCGCCUCUACCUCCGGGAAGCCCCUGAACCCGUCCCCAUCCGCGUCCGUUGGUGUGGACGUGGCCGGUUGUGCUGCCUCUCCGCCGCCCGCCACGUUCUCCGUCUCCUCCCGCCGCUCCGUCGUCCGUCGCGUUCUCCGUCUCCCCGUCGUCCGUCACGUUCUCCACCUCUUCCCGCCGCUCCGUCGUCCGCCACGUUCUCCGUCUCCCCGUCGUCCGUCACGUUCUCCGCCUCUCCGUCUUCUCGCCCCGCUACCCUGACGUCGUCCCGGUGGUAUUUUGCGGCCCGGCCGGAGGGUAGUUUUAUCACCACCGCCGUAGGUCCCGCUUUAAUUACCGUCACCGGGCCGAGCCACUUCGGCGCUAAUCCGGCGCAGAAGUUGCGACGGCCGGAAGAGAGUGGGUGAAGUCGGGCGUAUACCAGCUGGCCGGGGCUCAAGUCAGGUGGUGGGUGAGUUGUCCCGGGUGUUCGCAGUGCCUGGUACGCCUCCUGGUUGCGUCGCGCGGCGUCAUGCGUCUCGGCCAACCGCCUCAAGCGCAUCUCGGGGCUCUCUACAUCCGCCUCGAUCUGUUGUUGUUGGCGCACGUGGUAUUCCCCGGGGAGAGUGAGGUUCCGCCCCUGGACCAUUGUGGCCGGUGUCUCGCCGGUUGCAGCAUUCACCCGUCAUCGGAUGCAGUACAGUAUGUCGGGGAUGUGGGCAUCCCACUGGGCGUGGUCGUCCGAGAGUCUCAACCGCAGCUGCACUUUUACCUCCUGAUUCCGUCGCUCCGUGGGGUUUGCGCGUGGGUGAUAUAUGGGUGUGGUGUGCAGGAUGACCCGCCACUUCCUCCCCAGCUGCGCCCACCGGCGCCUGGCAAACUGAGUGGCGUUGUCUGUCAGCAGGACACGUGGGUAGCCCCACCUAGGGAAAAACUCUGUCUCUAGACUGCGCGCAAUGGUGCUGGCCCGGGCGUUCGUGAGGGGGUACGCCUCCACCCAGCGCGUAUAACAAUCCGUCACGACUAGCAAAAAUCGUUUCCCUCGCUGCGAUCGUGGAUACGGCCCCAUGAGGUCAAGGGCGACCGUGUGAAAGGGCUCCGUGGGUCGCCUAGGUAUCUGCUGAGCUGUCCCGUCUGUACGGUGUGCCUUGUGCCGCUGACAGUGCCGGCACUUCCGUACACAAUCUCGUACAAACUGGUUCACCCCUGGCCAGUAGAAUCGCCCCCGUACGUCGUGACGCGUCUGGUCUGCGCCGGGAUGUCCUGCUAGUCGGUUCACGUGGAACAUGUCUAAAACCUCCCGCCUCGUAGUUGACGGUGCGAAUGUCCGCCAUGGGUCGUCUGUCCCCUUCGGUCGUGCCUGGAGUAGCCCGUCCACCACCCGAGACAAUAAUAGUAUUAUCGUUAUUUUGAAAGUUAAUAUGUUUAUUUACUAACACUGCUAACAGAUGUCGCAUAGUUCGUGAAAUUUCAUUGCCUGAAAUUAACAGUAAGAAUUCAAUUGUGAACCGAUUUCACAGUUCGCACAGGUCGUGUGCACAAGUCGUGUGCAUGGCUUGCUAUGCACUCGCUUAAUUUUUUUAAUUGUGAACCCAGCCUUAGUCCUCAAAAAUACCAGCAGCUUGAAAUGUCCCCAUAGCGGCUUAAGCAUCCAUGUCUACAGCCUCCGAUAAGCCGCUGGUGGGAAGCUUUGACCUUGGCAUCUAGAGCCAUAUUGGAUUCUAGAUCUUUGCAUCUUUCGUUACAGCCGUCAUCUUGAAAAUCCAUAAUUUUUAUGCAUGAAAAUCAGGAAAAAAUUUUAAAUUUAUAAAAAAAUUAAUCAAAUUUUAAUAUUUUUUGUAGAAAAAAACACAUGUCAUGAAGUUCUUGGUUCGAACCCGGUGAGGACAAAAAAAAAAAUUGUGACAGAUCCUUUCUCGGGUACCCGCCAGUAGGCCUAAAAUAAUUUGGCCUAAAAUUAGGCUAAAUAUUUUUAGGCCAUGUGACUUUAUGCCAAACAAUAUUAGGUCAAAUGACUUUAGGUCAAAUAUCUUUAUGCCAAACGACUUUAGGCAAAAUAAUUUUAGGUCAAAUGACUUUAGGCCAAACAAAUUUAUGUCAAAUAGCUUUAGGCCAAAUAUGUUUAGGCCAAACGUCUUUAGGCCAAAUAAUUUUAGGUCAAAUAAGUUUCCGAAAAUUAUUUUAUGUCAAAUAAUUUUAGGUCAAACAAUUUUUGGUCAUUUGGUAGAAAGUAACUUUAUUUCUGGCAAAAGGAAGUGCUUGCACAUUUAGCUCUCUCUCUCUCUAUCUAUCUACCACACUCUUCGAACAUUCAACAUGGCUAGAAAACUUAAAAUAAGUUUAGUGAUGAACUUUUCUGUUCGCAAGUUUUUUGUUUGCUUGUUAUUUACAUAUUGCUUCUCUGGCGGUUAUUUUAAUAAGCGAAAUAAGUGAAUGAUUAUUUUAUUUUCUGGUUAAUUUGUUUAAUAAAUACCCCAUCCCUGGAAAAGUACAAUAAUGUGCACCACAUGUUCUAUGUGAGUGUCUUGUCAUACUGUCCUUAUCACAAUUGUGUGGUUCGAGUUGAGUGAACCAGAAUAAAUUAAUAAAUAACAUGAGUAAGACUUGUUUAACUAUAUUUUACUUAGGUGAUAGGUAAAUAUUCCCAAUAAAGAACUAACAGUAUCAGUAUCCAGUACCUAACUAAAUACAUAAAACCAACUGUAAACAUAACAUCAAUAAACAACACGGAAACUAUCUUUGGUCUACCAUCUGGCGAUCUCAGGUUCAGUCCAGCGGGUGAUCCUGUCAAGUUUAGUAGCGUAUCAACUAGAUGGCGCUGCAGCGCAUCAACUUCUAUCUUACACUGGCAGAAACAUAUCUACCGGGUUCUGCUAAUUAGCUAUAAAAUGCUCCAAUCAGGUUUUAAAGCAGAAAAAUUUGAUUGCCACACAAAAAUGACUUGCUGCAAAAAUUUUUUGUAGAUAUCAAAAACAUUUUCCAAUACAAAGUCAGUAUAAUUGUAGCCAACUUUUUUCCAAGUGAGAUUCACCAACUUGCAAAAAAAAACUUUCACUCAUACAGUAUUUUUUUGGGUAUUUCAAUUUUUUUUUUCUUAUUGAGUGCAUGCACUAUUUGCUUAACUCGACAAAUUAUUUAACACGUAAAUGGGAACCAGUUGUGACAUGGAGAACAAACUGACGCUACUUUCUAAGCGACACAUAGGUUUCAUCAGUAGCGGUUGUUAAAAUGCAUGUUGCUAUUAUCAACUGUAGGGCACAGAAAAUAUAUCUUGUUACUUUAUGUCGGUAAUCCAAAUGUUCUGUUGUGCACACACUGUAACAGCGAUAAUUGGAAGAAUAAAAGACAACAGAUAAGUGUAAUAAAAGUCUCGUCUAAAUGACAGUACAAUAAUUAACUGCAAACAUUACCAGCUAUAAUUUAACCCAAAGCAUCUCGAAAAUAAUUUCCUUUAGAUUUAUUGGAAAUGUAUUUUAUUCACGCACUAGUUAUUUCACAUUAAUUUGUGUUUACUUGUAACCAAAACAAUAAUAAUCUAUGUAAACACAGUGUAGGAUAGUACUUAAAAAUAACAAAGAAUUUGUGCAGAAAAAAAAAAGGCCUUUCAAAGCUGACUCAACUGUUUGUUAAAUAAAUUGCUUUUUGUUUAAUUUAUUGUUUAGUAUAAUAAAUUACAGUAGUUUACAUAUAUUCUUUAAUUCAAAACAUGAGUCUGAUUUAUAAAUGUUAUUUUCCAUCAUCUCUACCAAUACCUAUGCUAUCACUUAGAUUGUUUUUUUUACAAACGCAAAACAAGUUUUAUAUUAGUGAGAAAAUUUGCAAUUUACAGCUAUAAUAAUCUUGUAAACUGCAAUUCUGUGUGCAUUUUAGAAAUUUUUGUAUGUCUAAAUAAAGGGUUGUAAAUUAUUGCUCUAUAAACCCUACAGCUCAACAUAAUAGCAUAGCUGGAAGUAACUAAAACAUUCUACUAUUUGAUAGAAGUAACUGUUAAAAGAUAAGAGUUAAUUAUUCUAAAAAACAGUUUUAGGCCAAAUACCUUGUUUUCGUCUGCUGGAGACCACCAUCUUGUUUUCAUCUGCUAGAAUGCACAACUGUCAUAUUAGUUAAAGUUUUAUCCGCUAGAGUGCAGCUAGAGGCGCCUACUAUCUUGAAAUGUUGAUGCCAUCAUCGAAAUUCGUAAUUAUUUAGCUGGAAAUUUGGGAAAAAUUCCAAAAUUCAUUACGAAAAUUUGAAACCAAUAACUGAUUGAUCCGAUCAGUUCCUGUCCUUGGUUCAAUACUUGAUCGAAGCAAUGUCGUGUCUUUGUCUCGUUUCAACUGUUGUGUUUUUUUUGGGUUCAAUAUUUAUGUGCUGACAUCAUGUGUAUUUCGUUCUCUUCUGUUUUUGGAAGUUUUUGUCUUUUGUGUUUUUUGUAGUUUUCUUCUACAGACAUACAUGUGCUUAGGAAUGGCGUAUGUCCAAAAGCUUACAUCAAGUCAUGCACUCCCAUUGCACAAAUCUUUCAAAGAUAAUAAAAUCACCCGUAAUAAACUACAGUUAAAAUUUAAUGCCUAAGUAUGUCGCCUGCAAAGUUCCGUAUCAAAAUGUUUGGUUAAGUGUGUUUUUGCACAAGAAUGUUCUUUUGUGAUUCAUAAGUCCGAGAGCACAAAGGUCACUAAGGGUGACUAGCAGGUGCUUCAGGUGCAUAUAUUAGAUUCUAAGUGCAAAGCGUUAAAAAUGGCGCGCAAUCUGCAUUUCUGUGUAUUUAAACCGGUGGUAAUUUUAUUGUAAGACCUAAUUAAUUGCCUUUUAAAAGCUCCCUAUUCAAAAAAUAAGCAGUAUAAAUAAAAAACAGUGUCAUGUAUAAUUUUUUUUGUUUGAAUUAUCACGACACCACUAAAAAAUCUAAGGUAGUUUGAGAUCUCGCAGUGUUAACUAAUCCAAACUACAGAUAGAAGAACAGAGAUAAUUUUUUUAUCAAAUCACGAUUUUUUAAUUUGGUUUCGAAAGUAAAAAAAAAAAUCUAUAUCAAUAGUAAACAUGUACAAGGUAAUAAAGUCUGUACAUUGAAUAAAAUUUAAAAAAUAUACUGUAAUUGGCUACUAAAAUUAUUUAAAAACAAAAAAAAAUUGUUCAAGAAUUGUGUCUGUUCGUUUGUUGUGUGACGUCACCAUCACAGUCGUUACUGCAUAUCUGUGCAGUUUGUGAUUACUUCAUUUAUUUAUUUUAUCUUUGUCGUAUUUCUCUCAGCAUUUAAUUUUUUUUUUGAUCGUUGUUGCUGUGUUAUAAGCUUAUAAGCGAAAGUACCUCUAUGGAAAAGGGAAUACUAGAAUGGCUUCAAAAAGAAGGAAAGUUUUUUGGAAGGCCAUGUUGAUUUAAGUUGUUUUUGUGAAUAAUGUUUGAUCAAUAUAGGACGAUUUGAUGGAUAUUUAAGUAAGUGUACAGAUAUUAUUUGGUUUUAAUUAGAGUGAGAGUUAAAAUUAUAUAUUAUGUCAGUUCGUACAUUAAUGGCAUACACAUUCUUGACGCAAAAGGAAUUGAAGUUAUAAAUUUUUUUUAUCAAUAGUAAUCAUAACGUAAAUCGUCUCAUACCCAGCGGUUAGAUUGAAGAGUUUCAAACAUUUUUUCCCUGAGCUAGAAAAAGGCUGGACAUUGUAAAAUGGAAAUAUUAUUUAUUACUAUUAUUCUGACAUACCAUAUCACAAACUAAGGACUCUUGAUUAAGCCAUGUCCAACGUAAAUCCAGGAGAUUAACAAGUCAAAGGUUGUACCGUCUGGCUUAUUAUUAAACUUACCUUUGAUAUGGUUGUUAAUUAUAAUAAAUGGUAAUAUUUAAUUAAAUAAGGUGUCACAGAAGAAGUGGAACCCAUCAGUGGGGCACGAGUAGUGAGACGACACAAUAAUUAUAAUUAUUGUUUAUUUUGUGUUGUAUAUAUUUUGUCUUUAUGAUUACCUAGUUUGUUUCAUACACUAUUGAGCUAUGCCACGUCUUAAUCCCAUUGUUUAUAGCUUAAGGAAUCGAACCGAAGGAUCGACUGAUGUGGACGAGAAUUUAGAAAUAGUAACACAGUUAUCAAACAGCGAUACAUUGACCGCAAAUUCGAAAGAAUUGAGUAUGUCAGGAUCACUUGAAAAUCAUGCCCAAUUGUUAGACACACACGCAGGAGAGAGUGAGAGCGAGAAGCGGCCCAUAACAGAUACACAACCGGCUCUACCUCCAUCUACACCACCACCUAAUGUUGAGUUACCCACUUAUGACAUGGAUAUCACAACCGGCGGCUUGCAUAGUCUAGUGCCAUCAGAUAAUGUAGCAGCUAGUGUAGCUACUUUUCAGCCUGCUACUGUCACUAAUUUUAGUGCAGCAUCUGUACCCACACCUACCAUCAUUGACAUGGAAGUAUUACUACAAGUGCUGAAUAAUCUUUCAGCUAAGAUAGAUCAGGGACAGGUUGAUCUUUCAGCUAAGAUAGAUCAGGGACAGGCUGAGCUUUCAGCUAGGAUAAACCAAAUGCAGGGUAACGUAAAUAACGUACAGGAAUGUAUUGAAAUGCGUUUGUCAGAGCAGAAAGAAGCACUAGAGCGGUUAACUGAACAGGUAGCACAAGGUCAUUCUAGAAUAAAUGAUCUGGAGUCUAGUACAACAGCUUUACUAGUUACGGCCAGGGAAGAACGUCAACGAAUCCAGGAUCAGUGUGUUCGCAAUCAUACUGUACUUAGGGAAGAAAUGCACGGACAGACUGAACAGUUACAGUUGCGUCUCGAACAAGUAGAAGAGGCUACCGUAACUUUAUCUAGUCGGAUCGAUACACUGAGUAACGAGUGUACGCAGUUAGCAGAGAAGGCGGCUGACUGUCACACGGUACAGCUGUGCCAGCGCGUCGAAAGUCGAUUGAAUAACCAGUUCAGUGUUCAGCAACACCUGGAAAGUCAAGUGAAGGAGCUGGAGCGGCGGUUUCAGGGAUUAGACACAGACCAGGUCCCUAGAUUACCCACACAACCGAGUGACAAUCCAGUACACAGCAACAGGGGCGCUAACGGACCAGCAGAGUCACUAGUUACACAAACAUCUGAGCGAUCCGUGCUGAAUGCUACCGUGGGCGGUCUUACCAUCGAUCAGGCUGCACUACUACACCACCCAGCUAGGCAGUGGAGUGAAUCUAUGCCAACAUUUACGGGCAAGGCAACAGAAAACCCCAUACGAUUCCUAAAUAAAUUUGAGGAAUAUGCCCGCACAUUCGGUCUUAACGACACCGAAAAACUUAAAUGUUUGGGCUCUGCGCUCAGAGGAAAUGCGUUCUACUGGUAUGAAAUGUUACAGACAACUACCACGUCAUACCAGCAAUUCAUUGACAUGUUCAGGCAACAAUACUGGAGUCUGAGGACGCAAGGCAACUUGAGGGCCCAAUUACACACUGAGCGAUAUGACCCCAAGAAGGGCAUGUCAUAAGAAGCCCACAUUUCUAGUAUGUAUGAGAGGACUCGUUAUCUAGAUUUGGUUAUGUCUGAUGCUCGGAUGUGUCAGCAGAAAUCAUUUUCAGAAUGUUCGGGGUAUGUUGCAACAGAAUUUUUUCUAAAGUAUGCAUGGGCGUUAGUGUAUAUUUUGACAUUGUGGAAUUGUUGGCUUUUUUUAUCUAAGCCUUUUAUCGAUAUUUAUAAAACCUAAAAAAACUGUUUAUUAGCAAGCAUUUAUAGGGACAUAUGGUUUAUAUACUGCCGUCGUUUGACUCAUAUAACUGUUUCCUUAUAUUUUUUUAAUUAGUAGUCUGUAAAGAUGGAUUUUCUUGUAGCUUUUUUUAAAUUUAUGUUAAUGGUUUUCAUACAACAGCCGGGAGACCUCCAGACAUUAUGAAAAGCAUGCAGCUAUGCACCACGUAUUACAUCUGAUGGUAUGCAUCAAUAUGUUCAAUCAUGUUUACAUUAUGGUGGAGUAUAAAUCUGGGGGGCUGAGCUUUCAGAGCACACAAGUUGACUUGCAGAUCAUAACGCACACAUAUAACCAUUGUAUACCCACGAGAUUCUAGUUAAUUAAUACCGCUCCCCACAGAGGGAGUAUUCGAGCUGAAGAUUCGUAUAAAAUCAUAUAUUUUCUCUGAGUCUGCAGUGAAACGGUAAAAUGAUAAUAAUGCUAAACUUUUUUUCCUUCACUGCUUGAGGUUGAGCGAAGCCUUCCUUCUCUUGUGGCUGUGAGAAGACAUCCUACAUUCACAUAUAAAUUAAAUAGAAAUUUACGACACAUAAUGUGAAGAUAACUGUAUUAUUUAAUGCUAACUGUUGAAAUGAAUUUAUAUUAUUCAAAACAACUCUAUUUUUUUACACACUUAUACUGUGUUGUGAAGGAGUGCUAAGAUUUUGUGAAUUGUUUUACACCUUUUCUGUCUUAUUGUUGAAUGUGCUGGAAUUUUUUGAGAUAUUUUGUUCAAGAAAGUAGAAUAUUCAUGGGGAAAUAAAAAAUAAUUACAAUCAAUUAUAAGGGGAAGUACCCAAAUAAGAGAUAGGCGGCUAAAAAGAGACACUGAGAUAUCCAGCCCGAUAGGUGCUGCCACCUCUCGGCUAGAGCAGUUACUUGCUGCGUGUGAUCGUCAGACACCAUCUCCGUGCGUCGCAAAGCAACAGAAAGUAUUCGGCGGAACGGACACGUAAUUUCUUUUGUAUGAGGUAACUUAAUUCUCGCUAAUGAAAUAUGAAAAAAUUCUAUUUAAGUAAUGGAUCGAAUUUAAAACACUCAGUUUUGCAUCUGGCAUUGGUCUCAGUAACUAAAAUGAAUCUUUAUUCGGUGUCUGACGUUGUAUCGAGAGGGCACAGGUGUAAGUUUUGCAGCAAAGAAUUUAUCUUGAGAAAGAAUGGAAGACAACACGAGAAGAAUGACUGUGUUAAAAAUCCACUACGCAAUAAGAUAAGUUGUAUUUGAUGUAGCAAGUCGUUUACGCGGAAAGGUAGCUUAAAAAGGCAUAACAGAACUUGUAACGUAAAGCCUGCAUACAAGCUAGAGGACAACGAUGGAUCUACUAGACUAAGGAAGCGUUAUCUGCAUUACGACAAUAAUUUUCCUUGUCUUGGGAGAGAUUAUGUUCGUGGCUCUUCCGAUCUCGACAAAGAACUUAAAUUGAAGGAGGUUGAUGAUUUUUGGAAGAAUGAAGACAAUGGAAGAAUCCUUAACGUGAAAAGUGAGAAUACAUUCCAGCCGAAUUCAAGUAGAUCUUUCCUACUUUGUAAAAAUGAUGGACUCCUAAAGAAGACGAUGAAGACACUUCAACAUCAUCGAUAUCAAAUUCUUACGGUAAUCUGGGUGAAGACGAUGCCUUCUACGGUGAUUGCUACAGUGACUCUGAGGCUGAUGACAAAGGCAUAGACUGUGAUGAAGCACCUAACGCUGACAAGAUCGAAGAAUGUGGUGGUGUCCCGAGACCGAAACGAUGGAAACGACUUGUUAUAAUAAAUAAAUCAGAUAAAGCUUAUUCUUAUCACUGGACGAUUGUGAUAUUAAAAGUAUUUAUAAUAAACAAGCAAGUAAGAUGGUGGUAGAAGAGAUUGAUUACACCUCAUGGAAAGAUCCAAACAUAUUGGUUGACCGGCUAAGACGUCUACAUGGUUCGCUUUGUGCAGGAAACUAUUUGUGCAUCAAUGAAAUAUCCUUCAUACUCAAAGAACUUCGGAAAGCUGGCUACAUACAUUAAUGGCUUGUUUUACUUGCAUUUGUAUAAUGUUAAGAAAUAAAUUAAAUAUUGAAAGUAAAAAUUUAAUGUUUAUAUUUCUUGUAUUCUGAUUUCUUACUAAGACUUAGUUCUCGUAAAUUGUGCUUCCAAAUGUGCUGCCUUUUUAAUGGUUCUUUCAAAUGUGGUAUCUUUUUGUUGAUUGCACGUAGUAAAAUCUCUAGUGACUGAAUAUUUACUAGUUCAAAACCUCUUGGUGUUACUAAAAUAUUUUUCAAGGUCACUUGGUACUUUAGUAUGUAUAAAAAUUUCCCGAUGGUCUAAUUGACUGUAAUUAGCUAAAGACGAAGAAGGUCAUGCGGUGACUGAAAUGACUAGCCUAUACGUCUGAUAUUGUCAUGACUCGGUCUCAUGGUCCGGAGCCACUUGGGCCUGUAUGUGUGACUUUGUACAUAAACGAUUUAUAGGUUAUUCAGAUUAUCGAAAAAUUCGACUUUCAUGUAAGACAUAGCGGUACUGUAUUUAAUUCGUUGGUCAGGUAUAUUGUCUUGAGUUGUUUUUCGUAGAGUGAAUGAUUAAUAAAUUCAACGAAAGGUAAUGGAAAAAAUAUAUAAAUACAUAUAUUAAAUAUUUAGUUACACCUGUCACUGGUCAAGAAUCUAACCGAGGAUAGGAAUCCGUCGAUUCAAUAUGUAAAUUAAUGAGUGAUUAAUUUAAUGAAUUUUGGAUAUUUUUCCGAAUUUCUAGCUAAAUAAUUACACGAAUCCAAGAUGGUGACCAAAUUUCAAUAUGGUGGGCACCUCAGUAGUAAUAAAUGAUUACUGCUCUCUAGCGGGUUAGAAUAAAACUAGUCUGAUAGUAAUGAUAGUAAGACGAGUACACACACAAGAUGGUGUCCUCCAGCAGACGAAAACAGGAAGGUGGCCUCCAGCGGUCGAAGACAAUGUGGCGGACAUGGUGUCAUAUAGGUUGACGAUAUAUAUAUAUAUAUAUAUAUAUAUAUAUAUAUAUAUAUAUAUAUAUACAUAUACACACACACACACACACACACCUUGGUAUUGGUGGUGUGAGGUGAGUCUGUAUGUGGUUUCUGUGGAGGAAGGAUCUGUUUUUUUUUUUGCUCUUACCGGUUUCGAACCAUAGAGGGGUAUCAAUCUAAUCAAUCAUUAUAUAGAUUACAAAUUUAUUUAAUGAAUUUUGAAAUUUUUUUCAUUAAAAUCGUAUAAUAAAUAAAGAUUUUCAAGAUGGUGCAUUUCACGAUAAUUGAAACAAGUGGUGACAACAAAACGACGAGAGUGGUGUAAGUCAUUUUUAUUACUUUUAAUUGAGAAUUCUUUACAUAUCAUAAUAAAUUACUGGUUUACUCUCGCCGGAAAUCAAACCGAGUACCGAAAUCGUUUAAAUAACUAAACAUUUGAAGUAGGAAAUUUUUAAAUUAUUUUUUGGAAUUUUUUUCGGAAUUUCCAGCAAAAAAAUUACAGAUUUUCAAGAUUACGACCGUAACGAUCAUUGCAACAGUUACGUCUUAAUACAAGAUGGUGGUUCUGUCUCAAACAGGUGUUGCUCAUUAUUACUUAAAAUUAAAAAAAAUUACAAGUCCGAAUAUGCAUAUAAUUUUUAUAUAGACCUUAUUUAAUUAUCAGUCUGGUAAAUGUAUCCAUGGCCGUGCCGUUAAAGGUGUAUGUUUUCCAACCUAGAGAUCAGAGCUACGAGGGUUCGAAUCACAGCGCUUCCAAUAAAGUUUGUAUAAAAAAAUUAAUUUAAUAUGUCCAUAAGGACCAUAAAAGCUAUGUUAGGUAAUGGAACAUCAACCUUACGUAAUGAGACAGAACAAAGCGGGCACACUCUAUAUUCAAUGUGUGGGAAUGUUAUCUACUUGUACAAUUUAAUGUAAAUUAAACAAAUAAUCAUAAAUGAUUACAAUGAUUACGAAUUUAAACCCAUUAUAACGAUAGUAGUCGGUUUAGCUAAUACAUCAAACAAAAUCUCUCAGUAAAAUAUGAAUGAAAUAUUUUUACUUAAAUGCACUUAAAUAAGUAUUAUGAAGUAGAAAAAGGUCAAAACGUAUCGUAAGAACCUAUUUAUAACGAAAGAAGUUUACGUAAAUAAAAACAAUUUUCAAUUAUUAAAAGCAUGAUUAUAUAUAAAUAAAUCAUUGUAAAGGUCUCAAAUGUGUGGAAAUGUUAUCUACUUCAACCUUUGAAUGUGAAUUAACAGAAAUUAUCUUAAAUGAUACCAAUGUAAAUGAAAUAAAACCAAUUAUAACGAAUUAUUUCGGAAAAAUAUUACAUCAAACCCAAUCAUUUGAAACAAUAUAAAUAAAUUGAUUUCAACCCAAAUGUACUUAUUUAAGUAAAACAAAGUAGAAAAAGAUCAAAAAGCAUCAAUAGAACCCAAUUAUAACGAAAUAAGUUUACUUGAAUAGAAACAAAUCUAAUGAUUAAAUUAAUGAUUUAAACUAAAUAAAUCAUUGGAUAGGACUCAAAUGUGUGGAAAUGAUAUCUUCUUGAACAAUUUUAAGUGUAUUAACUAAAAUAAUCAUAAACGAUACCUAUGAAUACAAAUUAAAUCAAAUUAUAACAAUAUUAUUCGGUUAAAUUAAUACAUAAAACAAAAUCACAAGGUACAAAAUGAAUGCAUGAUUUUUACUUCAAUGCACUUAAUUAAGUCAUAUGAAGUAGAAAAAGGUCAAAAAGUAUCGUAAUAACCUAUUUAUACGAAAUAAGUUUACUUGAAUAGAAACAAUUUCCAAUUAUUAAAUGCAUGAUUUAAUCGAAAUAAAUGAUUGGAAAGGACACAAAUGUGUGGAAAUGUUAUCUACUUGUACAAUUUAAUGUGAAUUAACCAAAAUUUUCAUAAAGGAUUACAAUGAAUACGAAUUAAAUCCAAUUAUAUCGAUAUUAGUCAGUUAAACUAAUACAUCAAACCAAAUCACUCGGUACAAUAUGAAUGAAAUUAUUUUUACUUAAAUGCACUGAAAUAAGUAAUAUGAAGUAGAAAAAGGUCAAAAAGUAUCGUAUGAACCUAUUUAUAACGAAAUAAGUUUACUUGAAUAGAAACAAUUUCCAAUUAUUAAAUGCAUGAUUAUAUAUAAAUAAAUCAUUGUAAAGGUCUCAAAUGUGUGGGAAUGUUAUUUUCUUGUACAAUUUAAUGUGAAUUAACCAAAAUAAUCAUAAACGAUUCAAUUGAAUAUGAAAUAAAUCCAAUUAUAACGAAUUGAUUCUGAAAAUUAUUACAUCAAAUGAAAUCACUCGAAACAAUAUAAAUAGAUUGAUUACUACCCUAAUGUACUUAUUUAAGUAAAACAA